Messenger RNA from Acanthamoeba castellanii str. Neff, 495 nucleotides. RefSeq lists its product as uncharacterized. Lineage: Eukaryota; Discosea; Longamoebia; Acanthamoebidae. The record is from RefSeq and is a predicted model, not a curated record. The coding region runs from base 1 to 495 and encodes 164 amino acids. The transcript is spliced from 4 exons.
AUGCUGAGCAUCUACGCACCUCCCACCUUUGACGAGGCCACGCGCACGUUGGGCAUCUGGUUGACCUUCCACAAGCCUCCCUCAAGGACUGUGCCGGCCACGCUCAGGCAGAAGGGCGACCGGAACUACAGGGAGCAGACAGCACGAAUAGGCGAGUGGAACUGCACCUUCAGGCGCAGAGCAGCCAAAGCUGCGCCGCUGCAGCUGUCGGCACCGUACGAGGGGAAGGUCACGGUAACGCUGGCCACUCCGUGCGGCUGGGUCUGUUUCGAGAACGAGAUGCUGUUUAUGCUAGACCGGCAGAAUGGAGCCAGCAUCAGGUCGUGCGAGGCUUCAUUCCUUUUCUUCGACACCCAGGCCUGCGUGAAGGGUGGCAGCCUGAGGGUCGUAUCCCCCAUCGUCGAGCGUCCCCAACGUGUUCAGGUGAUGCUGCUGUGCGACUCGCAGCCACAGCUGCAGCAGAUCAGUUUCGUUUACACCUACCUAGCCCUGUGA